AAUUCUAUAAAUGACAGUUCGAGAAAUCGACGUACCCGGAAGUCAUAUUGAUUGAUUUACAGGAUUCUUAUUAUCCGGGUAUUUGGUUAGGCCACCCCUCGUUGUGUCUUAUCUCGCUGUAUGAAACGUUUAAUGCUCCAAACAUAUUACAUUGAAACAUUUCACAAUGGUCUGAGCAUAAAAUAACACAUGGAAGGGAUGAAGUUACGAGUGUGGUUGUAUCUUAGUGUGUGGGGUGCGUUGUGUGUUUGGACGGUGGUGGGGGCUAGCGGCGGAUUCACUUUACCCCCGGGGCCACCUUCUCCGGACUACAAAGCCGAUGACGUCAAAUACGAGGAUGGAGGAAUGGGGCCCCUGUACAACUUUGCCCGGAAGUUCAUCAACAUGUGUUUGUCCGACAUCAAAGAUGUUAUAGAAGUUAUUAAAGAUGCCAUCAAGGGCAAAAUCGGAAGCAACGUACAAGAUAUUCUUCAAAUGGUCCGUAGUAACUUCCUGGGCUUCUCUAUCUCCGUGGUGGUCGGUCUCCUUUUCAUCGUCAUCUUCCCAAUCGUCGGCUGCUGCUUCUGUUGCUGUAGAGUAGCCUGCAAGGCAUGCUGCGCUCAGCCUGACGAAGAGGACCCCAGUGUGUCCUGUAAAAAGGCCAUCUAUGGAACCAUUCUCUUCGUGAUUGUGGCAUUCACCGCAGCUGGAAACAUCUGUGUUUAUGUAUCAAACGACAGGAUUUCUUUGGCACUGACAGAAAUCGUGGACAACGUGGACAAAAACCUAGACGACAUAAAGCUAUUUAUGGAACACAGCUCCAAACAAGUGGAUUCCAUAAAAACCAAUUUCCAGACAGCUAAAACUGAACUCGAUAAACAUUUGGAUGCAACAAAAUUAUCAGGGGCUCUGCAGAAGAAAGCGAUCUCGUUGCUGACGGGGGGCGCUGUGAACCAUCUUCAAACAGAUAUCGAUGAUGUCCGUUCGACUGUUUCCAAUGUUAGCACAGCAAUGAGUGCUUUCUGGCCGGCCUGUCCACCAGCAGUGUGCCCAUCUCCUAUAUCAAUAAGCUUACCAACAAUUUCAAGUAUUGAUAUAUCAAAUCAGGCGACAACAAGUAUCAAAACAGGAAUAGAUGCAGCAUUGGGUACGACAACCAGUGCUAUAAAUGAUGCAAAAACUCAGCUGAAUGCAGCAGACACUAAAAUCAGUAAUCUGGUGGACAACACAAAAGAUGCCAUUCAGAAGGGGGAUGUAGUGAACAUUAAAGACACCAAAACAAUGGUGAAAAACCAAAAGGAUUUCAUCACACCUUACGAUAAAUAUAGGUGGUAUGCUGGAAUUGGUUGUGGGGGUAUUGUCUCCCUUAUUUUGGCUCUCUACUGUUGUGGGAUUUGCUGUGGUUGUUGCGGUGGGAGGUCUGUCAAUGAUCCCCUGGAAAAGGGCUGUGUAUCAAACUGUGCAGGCCGUCUGAUGAUUGGGUCUCUGGUUUUCAUUUUCGUGUUUUGUCCCUUGCUGAUGUUGAUAACGACUCUUAUGUACAUACCUGGAGCCAUUAUUGAGAGAUAUGUCUGUCAACCAUUCACCGAUCCUAACCUGGAAUUUCUGGAUGAGCUGAUGGAUAGUUUUGAAAUGAAUUUUGACAAUAUCGUCAAGCAUGAACCUGGUCAUGAGAUGUCCCUGAAGUCAUUCCUUGGCAAUUGCAAAAACAACAUGGCCAUUUAUAAAGCCUUGGAUUUGGAACACCUGACGUUGUUUUCAUUCAAGUUUUCAGACUUGGAAAAUGAAGUCCAGAAUAUCAUGACUCACAUGAACACAGGAAUGGGGAGUUUGCUUAAUGAUAAAACAGCCUUUGGUAGUGCCAAUCUACUACCACCCGCCCUAGUAACCGACUUGGAUAACUUAAAGAACACGAUGAGCACUCUUGACCUCACCAGUUUGAACAACUCUAUACCACAAAUGCAGGCCGCAAUUGCUGCAUUGAGUGCUCUAAAUCCAGGUUCACCGAGUAUUUCAACAAUGCAAACAUCUUUGAAUACCUUGAAUACUGCAAAAACGCAGCUCUCCAGGCUCAAAUCUGAUAUCCCGACUGCUGUAGACGAUGUUAAACAACAGUUAAAUGACGCCACCUCUAACAUGCAGUCUAAUGGCAUGACAAAUAUUGCUCAAUCGUUUGUCAAUGAUACUGUUAAUAUCAUUGAUGUAUAUUUCAAAGAUGUAAAAAGCAAGCUGCACAACGAAAUAGGACAAUGUCAGCCCCUGUGGAAUCUCUACAACUCCAUCAUCAAAAUAUCGCUUUGUCAGUACAUAGUGGACGCCUUUAACGGCUUCUGGUUUUCGAUUGGUUGGUGUAUUUUCUUCUUACUUCCGGGGGCGGUGGUUGGAACAAAACUCUCGAAUUUCCUCCGCGAUGUGAAGUAUGUGUACGACAACAACCAUGAUGCCGAGAGUGGAAAAUCAAAGCGUACUAAAAAGAACCAAGUUGGACACAGAGAUGAUGACGAUGAAUGAAUAUGGAAAGUUUUGAAGUUAUUAAGAUGUUUUUUUUA
Magallana angulata is the source of this 2528-nucleotide messenger RNA. RefSeq names its product prominin-1-A-like. Gene Ontology annotation, cellular component: membrane. The coding region runs from base 190 to 2490 and encodes 766 amino acids. The transcript is spliced from 25 exons. Lineage: Eukaryota; Metazoa; Mollusca; Bivalvia; Ostreida; Ostreidae. The record is from RefSeq and is a predicted model, not a curated record.